This is a messenger RNA of Chlamydomonas reinhardtii, 1251 nucleotides long. RefSeq lists its product as uncharacterized. The record is from RefSeq and is a predicted model, not a curated record. The coding region runs from base 397 to 603 and encodes 68 amino acids. The transcript has 2 exons. Lineage: Eukaryota; Viridiplantae; Chlorophyta; Chlorophyceae; Chlamydomonadales; Chlamydomonadaceae.
CCAAGACAACGCGCGAUAUGAAUCGUGGUUUGCCUUUAGGCCCGGGGAUCUAGCGCCAGGCACGUAAGGCCCCACAUUGGUGCGGCCCUCCACAUACUAGGGGGCAACGCGGGCAGUUGAAAGGCUUUUCAAGCGUGUGCCGUCGCCACACCCUCAUACUCCAUAGUCAGGCAUUUUAGGUACUUGGCUGCGAUCUAUGGAAUUGAGACAGUUGCUAUUAGCUUGCUUGCAAUCUGAAGGCCGCGCGGUCUACCCCUCGCCUUCCUGGCCUUCGCACCCUUGCCAGUGAGGUCAAGACUGCAUCACCUUAAUAGUCUUCAACCUUUUGUAUACAACUAUCCAACACAGAGACAAUAGGGAACCAAUUGCGCUGCCGACACCAACUUCGCAGACAUUAUGUCUUUGAGCACCUUGGCCGCUGACGAGGUCGCUAAACAGGUUGUAAAGCUACUAGCUGCGUGCGAAGAUGCUUUUGACGAGGAGUGGGAGAAGGUCUGGGACUAUCUUGGCUCAGACUACCGCUGCGUGGGCGAGGGUUACGAGGAGGUCAAGACCCUGUUGAACGACGAGCACAAGGCUCUCCUGGGAGACCGGUCAGGCUGAGGGGUGAGUGGCCGCCUGGCCGGGUUGACGGCUACGGAGUACGGCUUUCCCCUUGUUUACACGACCGGCUGCCCGCCUCCCCGCAACGGGAGGGUUCAGAGCGGGGCGUUCGCUUUCGAGAGUCUCGCUGGCUUGUCCCGUGCUUCAGCAGGCCCCUUAAGAACAUCAUGCUGCCCUAUGGCACCCAAAUGGUGGUAACGAUCCAAAAACGGGGGUGACGAUCCCCGGACAGGGGGUAACGAUUGUUUCGGGCCCGCACGGCCUGGCACACCCAGGACGCAAGCCGAGCGGUGCUGUGGUCAUCUAUUAGCUACUUGUCAUGCAUACGCACAUUGCGGACUGGGCGGAGUGCCUUUCGUCGCCGACAAGCGAACAUGCCGACAUUCUAGUCUACAAAGUGCGUAUUGUAGUGACAGUUUGUGUUAAAACAGUCUACUAUGUGAAGUCUUAAACUUAUGUAGUCUUUGCGCUCGCGAACGAGGAAGUCUGGGGGCUGUAGGCCGACUGUGUGACAUUGUGACAGGGACCCUUGGGCGUGGUAACGACCCUAAGCCAGGGGUAACGGGGCCUUCGCGAGGGGUAACAGGGUUCCUGCAUGGGGUUCUCGCGGGCCUGACUUAACAAGCAGCAUACAGCGGCCCCUGAUAC